Molecule: messenger RNA, 1712 nt
Organism: Erinaceus europaeus (western European hedgehog)
Lineage: Eukaryota; Metazoa; Chordata; Mammalia; Eulipotyphla; Erinaceidae
Gene: PITX3
Product: paired like homeodomain 3
Exons: 4
Coding region: 395-1258 (287 amino acids)
Biological process (GO): anatomical structure morphogenesis; regulation of transcription by RNA polymerase II
Cellular component (GO): nucleus
Molecular function (GO): RNA polymerase II cis-regulatory region sequence-specific DNA binding; DNA-binding transcription factor activity, RNA polymerase II-specific
Source: RefSeq, a predicted model, not a curated record
GAGGCGCGGGGCAGGCAGCCAGGGAGGGAGACGGGUGACAGAGGUCCGGGAGGCGGGGGUGCUGGGGACGGCGCCCCGAGUGGGAGCAGUUGCUGGCGCCCACGCCCCUCGGCUGGGACUCGACCCCCCGGGGUGGCAGCAGGGCUGCGUCUGACCGCACUCGCUUCUCUCCGGCCGCCUCGCAGUUGGACUUGAGCUGUUUUGGGAGAGCCCGGCCGCGACCAGGUCGGAUGGCGGCUAUGCGGGCAGCCAGAGUGACCAGGAGGCAGAUUCGGGCGUGUCUGACUCGGGGUGUCAGGACCCGGGAUGGGUCCCGGCCUGAAGAGGCCUCCCUCAAUGGAGUUUGGCCUGCUCAGCGAGGCGGAGGCACGGAGCCCUGCCCUCUCAUUGUCAGAUGCCGGCACUCCCCACCCUUCUCUUCCAGAGCACGGCUGCAAGGGCCAAGAGCACAGCGGUGAGCGCGCCCCCUUCUGGUGACUCGGAGAAGGCCUCGGCUUCGCUGCCUGGCGGCUCCCCGGAGGACGGCUCGUUGAAGAAGAAGCAGCGGCGACAGCGCACACACUUCACCAGCCAGCAGCUGCAGGAAUUGGAGGCUACUUUCCAGAGGAACCGCUACCCAGACAUGAGCACUCGCGAGGAGAUCGCAGUGUGGACCAACCUCACCGAGGCUCGCGUGCGGGUGUGGUUCAAGAACCGCCGCGCCAAGUGGCGGAAGCGCGAGCGCAGCCAGCAGGCGGAGCUGUGCAAGGGCGGCUUCGCGGCGCCGCUCGGGGGGCUGGUGCCGCCCUACGAGGAGGUGUACCCCGGCUACUCCUACGGCAACUGGCCGCCUAAGGCGCUCGGCCCGCCGCUCGCCGCCAAGACCUUCCCGUUCGCUUUCAACUCGGUCAACGUGGGGCCUCUGGCUUCGCAGCCCGUCUUCUCUCCACCCAGCUCGAUCGCCGCGUCCAUGGUGCCGUCGGCGGCGGCCGCCCCGGGCACCGUGCCAGGUCCGGGGGCCCUGCAGGGCCUCGGCGGGGCCCCCCCGGGCCUGGGUCCCGCCGCAGUGUCCACGGGGGCGGUGUCCUGCCCAUACGCCUCGGCCGCCGCCGCCGCCGCCGCCUCCCCGUACGUCUACAGGGACCCGUGUAACUCGAGUCUGGCCAGCCUGCGGCUCAAGGCCAAGCAGCACGCCUCGUUCAGCUACCCCGCCGUGCCCGGGCCGCCCCCGGCCGCCAACCUCAGUCCGUGUCAGUACGCCGUGGAGCGGCCUGUGUGAGCGGCCGGUGGAUACCCCCCGGGGGGCUGAGGCGGCGUGCUCGGCCGCCCUGGGACUGGGGUGGAGCGGAUUGGUUUGCUCCCCGCCUCGGGGUCUGAGAGGUGCUGGGGCAGCUGGGGGCGGGGGGCAAAGAGGCGGGUGCGGCGGACUUCGGAGACGGCCUUCCCCCUCCCGGCCCCGAGGGGUGGACUGGGCCCUACACGUAGUCCCGCGUCCCUGGGACUAAGGCCAGGAACAAGGGACCAGUUCCUCGGGGGCCAACUCACCCUUGGCCCAACACCGCCUUCUUCAGAUUUCCCCUGUCCCAUUUUCAAAGAUGAAUGAAUGAAAUAAACAUGCGCGGACUGUCAAAGGCCUGGUGAUUCAGAGUUGCGGUUGAGCUCUCUCCCCCUCCCUCAUCCUCUCUCAUGACUACUGGAGAGCUGGAUGUACAGGAAAAGAGGUGAGGGUCCAG